Camelina sativa (false flax) is the source of this 2825-nucleotide messenger RNA. The record is from RefSeq and is a predicted model, not a curated record. NCBI's taxonomy places the organism in Eukaryota, Viridiplantae, Streptophyta, Magnoliopsida, Brassicales, Brassicaceae.
GAUGCUUAUGUUUAUGGAUGCAAAACAAUAGGUUGUUAUCGUUUUUCUAUUAUGUGUGGUCCUCUUCUCUGCCUCUUCAAUAUCUAUAGGUGUGGUCUCGUCUUAUGUGUCUUUUCUUGUCGAGAAAAUAAAUUGUAAGAUCAAAAUUUUGCUGCUUUUUCCCACAUUCUUGGAUCAUUAAUUAGGAUUAGUUCUCUUCAAACGUACAGUAUUUGUUUUGUUUUGUUGAGCGGUAUGAUCGAUCAUUCACAAAUGGAAAAAUUGAAAAGGGCAUGCAAAAAUAUAUUUUUGCAAUAAAAGAGAUAUAUUUUCUUCAAAUAAAAGGUGUGUCCGCAAUUAAGACAAAACAACUCGCUGUCUUACUCUCACUCCGUGUUCAGAUUUAGUUUAGACGUCACAAGUCGGACUUUUCUUGGUAACUAGAGUAAAGACAAAAUUGUAGUAGUAAAUAGUUUUUUUGUUUUGUUUGGUCAACAUAGUUGUGUAGUAGUUAAAAAAAAAAACUCUUAUGACCUCUCAUUUCUUAGUUACGUUUAAUAAUUGGUAACGUCGGUAGAAACCCAAAAGAUUAGGAUUCCAAUUAUUUGAGUUAUUUAUUAGCUUACACAUAAUUAUUGUCAUAUGAUAGAGUAGACUGGACGAAAACUGGAGUUGACUUCUACUAUCAUAUAUAUACAAGAAAAUUAAAACUUUUCCACAUCUAACACAUACACAUACACAUGCUAAUUUUCUAAUAUUGGCUUUUAAAUUUCAAAGUUAUUUUUUUUUCAAGUUUCGGUCAACAUACGUUAUGUUUGUCAUUAAGAGAUUAACGAAUUGAGAACAAACUUAAAUAAUAGAACUUUUAUGUUAUUUUAAUGGGGGUCCCUUUUUUAAUGUUAAGGUCUAAUUCUAUUUGCCUUUAAAAGUGCCUAACUUAUUUCAAGUUCGGUAAACUACUUUAUUGUUUGUACUUUGUAAUGAAUUUCAUUUUUUUGGGUCAACAUGUAAUGAAGUGUUUUUUAUUUUGCAAAUCCAUACUAAAUGAACGAGAGGAGCAGAAGAAUGGCAAGGGAUCAAUUACAAGUGUUGAAUGCACUUGACGUGGCCAAGACGCAAUGGUACCAUUUCACGGCUAUCAUAAUCGCCGGAAUGGGAUUCUUCACCGACGCUUACGAUCUCUUCUGCAUCUCCCUGGUCACGAAGCUCCUCGGUCGUAUUUACUACCACGUGGAAGGCGCACAAAAACCUGGGACUCUGCCUCCCAACGUAGCAGCCGCCGUCAAUGGCGUUGCCUUCUGCGGGACCCUCGCCGGUCAGCUCUUUUUCGGGUGGCUCGGUGACAAGCUCGGGAGGAAGAAAGUUUAUGGUAUGACGUUAAUGGUCAUGGUCCUUUGUUCAGUAGCCUCUGGUCUCUCUUUCGGACACGAGCCAAAAGCUGUAAUGGCCACGCUCUGCUUUUUUCGGUUUUGGCUUGGAUUUGGCAUCGGCGGGGACUACCCUUUAUCCGCAACGAUCAUGUCUGAAUACGCGAACAAGAAGACUCGCGGAGCGUUUGUCUCUGCGGUCUUCGCUAUGCAAGGGUUCGGGAUCAUGGCUGGUGGAAUUUUCGCGAUUAUAAUUUCCUCUGCUUUUGAAGCUAAGUUCCCAUCCCCUGCCUAUGAGGAUGAUCCCUUGGGAUCCACGAUUCCUCAAGCCGAUUUGGUAUGGCGUAUAAUACUUAUGGUUGGUGCUAUCCCAGCAGCAAUGACGUAUUACUCGAGAUCUAAGAUGCCAGAGACCGCAAGAUACACAGCUUUGGUUGCUAAAGAUGCAAAGCAGGCAGCUUCGGACAUGUCUAAGGUUCUGCAAAUGGAGAUAGAGCCAGAACAGCAGAAGAUGGAACAGAACUCAAAGGAGAAGUCCAAGGCGUUCUCCUUGUUAUCCAAGGAAUUCAUGAGUCGCCAUGGGCUUCAUUUGCUAGGUACUACUUCGACAUGGUUCCUUCUCGACAUCGCUUUCUACAGUCAAAACCUUUUCCAGAAAGAUAUAUUCAGCGCCAUCGGGUGGAUUCCUCCAGCGCAAAGCAUGAAUGCGAUUCAGGAGGUUUUCAAGAUCGCACGAGCACAGACGCUCAUCGCCUUGUGUAGCACGGUACCUGGUUACUGGUUCACAGUUGCGUUCAUUGAUGUCAUCGGAAGAUUCGCUAUUCAGAUGAUGGGUUUCUUCUUCAUGACGGUCUUUAUGUUUGCUCUGGCUAUUCCUUACAACCACUGGACUCACAAGGAGAACCGAAUCGGAUUUGUUAUCAUGUAUUCGUUAACAUUCUUUUUCGCCAACUUUGGACCCAAUGCUACAACCUUCGUUGUGCCAGCAGAGAUCUUCCCAGCCAGGUUCAGAUCAACCUGCCAUGGUAUCUCUGCAGCAUCAGGGAAAUUAGGAGCAAUGGUUGGUGCGUUCGGGUUCUUGUACUUGGCUCAGAGCCCUGACAAAGAGAAGACAGACGCAGGAUACCCUCCAGGGAUUGGGGUCAGGAACUCGCUUAUUGUGUUGGGUGUGGUUAACUUCUUAGGUAUUCUCUUCACUUUUUUGGUGCCUGAAUCUAAAGGGAAGUCGUUAGAGGAAAUGUCCGGUGAAAAUGAAGACAAUGAGAAUAGCAACAGUGAUAGCAGAACGGUCCCAAUAGUUUAGCAGGUGAUAUAAGACGCCUUUUGUAAUAAUUAUCUUCUUGUCUGUAGCAACUCAAGUUGUUCAUUAUGUGAUCCGUUGAUGCCUAAAUGCCAGAGAAAUCAAAGUUUUCAUGAGUCGAUUUCUAAUAAGAUCUCAAUAUGUUAGUUCUUAAUAAAUUGAAGACUUAUAUUAGAACC